This is a messenger RNA of Saccostrea cuccullata (small rock oyster), 1516 nucleotides long. RefSeq lists its product as uncharacterized. Gene Ontology annotation, molecular function: metal ion binding; ubiquitin-protein transferase activity. Lineage: Eukaryota; Metazoa; Mollusca; Bivalvia; Ostreida; Ostreidae. Gene Ontology annotation, cellular component: cytoplasm. Bases 16 to 1395 code for a protein of 459 amino acids. The record is from RefSeq and is a predicted model, not a curated record. Gene Ontology annotation, biological process: protein ubiquitination. The transcript has 13 exons.
GUUGCAGAUAGCAGAAUGUUUAGAAGAGUUGAUGUAUAUCAUUGGCAUAGACGUGCCGAAGAAGAGGCAUUGGAAAAUAGCAAAAGAAAACACCAGCAUGGGGGAGGUGUAUGCACGGUAUUCCUUCUCGAUACAUCAGCCAGCAUGGCAGGGGAAGGAUUCCAUCAACUGAAAAAGGCUUUCCUGGACAUUUUAAACAAAUUUAUUGUUCAUCCACAUCUCGACGAAAAUGUUGCCGUCAUUAUGUUUGGUGAAGAAGUCAAAUUCUUACAUUAUUUUUCUAACAAUUAUGGAUCUGUCAGAGAUUGUCUUGGUAAGAUUGAAUGUAGAGGAAGCUCUCCCAUGGAAGCAGGAAUCCGUCUUUCUUUGUCCUGUUUACGCUACGGUGGAGGUCACAAUGCAGUUUUUAAUUCUUAUAUAAAUGUGAGAGCAAGACUGGUCAUUAUUUCUGAUGGUAGGCCAACAACAUCCAGUACAAUAGGAGGCCAAGAACUGGAGAAUUCAAGCAAGGAAUCAACUUUCACAAGAAUACAGUCUUUGAUAAAAGAUAUUGGAAAGACUACACCGAUCAUAUGCAUUCCUGUAGGGUCAGAUCCUAAUGUCGAUUUCUUAAAAUCAUUGGUUGAUUCAUGUUCGGCAGGCCAACUUAUAUUUCAUGGAGAUGCUAGACAGUGUGGAAGGUUUGCUCUCAAUAUGAGAAUUGUGUCUUGCAUCCCAAAAGGAAGGAUGGCAUCUGAAAUCACACCAGAACAAAUACAAACUAUUGCCAGAAUGUCAUCUUUACAUGAUGUAACUAGGAAAGAUGUGGAGGACAUAUAUGGUAUAAUAAAUAAAAUAGAUGCAUUCAAACCAAUUACCGCAGAAGAUAUUGAAGAAGAUUCAUACACGGAACGAUAUGAAAAUCUCCCUUGCAUUGGUACAAGAGUAAAGCGUGGACCUCAUUGGACAUGGAAAAACCAAGACAGUCACGGUCCGGGUACAGUGAUCGGACACUGCGAUAGAGUUGGAUGGGUGAAGGUGGAAUGGGAUAGUGUUGUAAGAUUAAGUUACCAGUAUGGUUAUGAUGGUUUGAUUGAAAAGUACGAUAUCACUCCAUGCAAAGAACCAAGAAUUCUAGAGAAUGAACUGAUCGCCGUUGGUUGCUUAGUUACCAGAGGUCCUGAUUGGAAAUGGGGAGAUCAAGAUGGCGGAGAUGGAAAUGUCGGAACAGUCUACAGAGUCAAACAAAAUGCCGUUGUUCUAGUAAAGUGGCCAAAUGGUAAUCGUAGUAACUAUCGAUAUGGUUAUGACAACAAAUAUGACGUUACAGUAUGUGAUCCAUUUGAUCCUGUGGUGCUCCAGUCAUUCAAUAAUCAACAUAGAUUGAACAACUCUGGAAAUCCCGAAAAGGAUUAACAUAAAUUUUAAAAAAAACACUUUAAUUGUGAAAAUACAUUAAUUAACAUGACUAUAUGUAACUGCAUUCUAUUUUAAGUGUUAUAUAAUUUCUUUUUCAAACCUUUAAUUUCACCAAAAA